AUGGUGGCAGAAACCAAGCUCUACGAUUCUUUGAGCAUUAAACCUGAUGCUUCUCAAGAUGAUAUCAGAAAGGCAUACCGGAAGGCUGCAUUGAAGUACCAUCCGGACAAGAACAAAGACAACCCGACUGCUUCUGAGAAGUUUAAAGAGGUUUCUCAAGCCUACGAAGUCCUGUCCGACCCCGAAAAACGCAAGGUCUAUGACCAAUUCGGUCUCGAGUAUCUCCUUCGCGGGGGUCCUGCCCCAUCACCCGGCGGUGCCGCGGGUGGCAGCCCCUUCGAAGGUGGGAUGCCAGGAGGAUUCGCAUUUGGCGGCAUGCCUGGCGGUGGUGGUACCCGUACAUUCCAUUUCUCAACUGGUCCCGGUGGAGGCGGGUCAGGCUUCCGCUUCAGCUCUGCAGAUGAUAUUUUCCGCAACUUCGCCAAGGCAAGUGGUGGUGGCGGUGGCAUGGGUAUGGAUGAUGAUGAUCUCUUUUCCAUGCUGGGAGGUGGCCUAGGCGGCGGAAACGGUCGCAAUUUCCGAUCGAGCCGUGGACCUAGUGGGUUCCAGCAAUCCAGACGCGCGCCUGCCCCGGAACCUACCGUGAUGGAGAAGGAACUGCCGCUGACUCUGGAGGAAUUGAUGCAUGGCACGACCAAGAAGGUUAUCGUCAAGAGCAAGACUUUCGAUGCCAGCGGGAAACGGACCGUUCAGGACGUCACCCUGGAAGCCAACAUCAAGCCAGGUCUGCGGACUGGGUCGAAGAUCAAGUACCGAGGUGUAGGUGACCAGGAAGAAGGUGGCAGGCAAGAUGUGCAUCUUAUUGUCACAGAAAAAGAGAACCCCAAUUUCAAACGGCAAGGAGACAACCUCAUCACAACGGUCGAGCUCAGUCUCAAGGAAGCUCUCACCGGCUGGGAAAGAAUUGUACGCACGAUCGACGGAAAAUCAAUCCGAGUCUCCAAGCCCGGCCCGACACAGCCUGGACACGAAGAAAGGUUUCCUAGCCUGGGUAUGACGAUAUCGAAGAAACCUAGCGAGCGGGGUGACCUUAUCGUCCGAGUCAAUGUGAAAUUCCCAACCAGCUUGACCUCAUCUGAGAAGGAUAUUCUAAGGGAUGUGCUUCCAUAA
This is a messenger RNA of Aspergillus tanneri, 1110 nucleotides long. Its product is annotated as putative DnaJ domain protein Psi. The record is from RefSeq and is a predicted model, not a curated record. Gene Ontology annotation, molecular function: protein-folding chaperone binding. The transcript has 3 exons. Bases 1 to 1110 code for a protein of 369 amino acids. Gene Ontology annotation, cellular component: cytosol. Lineage: Eukaryota; Fungi; Ascomycota; Eurotiomycetes; Eurotiales; Aspergillaceae. Gene Ontology annotation, biological process: translational initiation.